AUGAAGGCCCAAUUCCUCUCCAGCGCUGCCUUCCUGGCAUCCGGCGCCAUGGCUGCCCGGCCCUUCCUCAACGAGCCCGACACUGCCAUUGAGCUCUCCCUUCCUGACCUCAAGGUCGGCGAUUUGGCUCCUCUGGAGAAGAUGGUCGGUCUUCCCGACUUUGAGUUUGCUGCCCGCAACUACCUCUCGGAUGCGAACUACACGUACUACCGAAACGGUGCCGCAGGAGAGUGGUCGUACCGCCAGAACCUCGAGCUUUUCCAGCAGUACAGACUCCGACCACGGACAAUGAUCGAUGUCACCAAGAUUGAGGACUCUCUUCCCACAACCAUCUUGGGACACAACUUCUCUGCUCCCUUCUACAUUACUCCCUGCGCCCGCGCCGGAUAUGCCCACCCCGACGCCGAGCUCAACCUGGUCAAGGCCGCCGGCGAGCAGGGCCUUCUCUACAUUCCCUCCCACUACGCCAGCAAGACCAUCGAAGAGAUCGCCGAGGUCAAGAAGGAAGGCCAGGUCCUCUUCCAGCAGGUCUACCUCAACUCCAACCACACCCGCACUCAGGUUGAGUUUGACCGUGCCAAGGCUGCCGGCUACAAGGCGAUUGUCUUCACCGUGGACUCUCCCGCUCCCGGAAACCGCCAGCGUGCUCUCCGCUUUGGCGUUGGAUCUUCCAACACCGAGUACACCUACAUUACUUGGGACUACUACAAGAACCUGACGACCCUCACCGACCUCCCCAUCCUCCUCAAGGGCAUCCAGACCGUCGACGACGCCAGGCUCGCCCUCGAGAACGGCGUCCCCGGCAUCAUCCUCUCCAACCACGGCGGCCGCCAGCUCGACACCUCCCGCUCCAGCCUCGAGGUCGCCCUCGAGAUCCACAACGAGGAGCCCGACCUGUUCAAGAAGCUCGAGAUCUUCGCCGACGGCGGCGUGCGCUACGGCAACGACGCCCUGAAGCUCCUCGCCCUCGGCGUCAAGGCCGUCGGCGUCGGCCGCCCGUUCAUGUUCGCCAACAUCUACGGCCAGGAGGGCGUCGAGAAGGCCAUUGAGCUGCUGAAGAAUGAGAUUGCCGUCGACUCGGCGAACCUUGGUGUUGCUGACCUGAAGAAGAUCGACCACCGCUAUGUCAUCUACAAUUCUCUGGGAUAUAGUGGUUAA
This is a messenger RNA of Clonostachys byssicola, 1158 nucleotides long. Lineage: Eukaryota; Fungi; Ascomycota; Sordariomycetes; Hypocreales; Bionectriaceae. The record is from the annotation of a GenBank genome assembly.